This is a messenger RNA of Equus quagga, 1506 nucleotides long. It is a transcript of the gene TRIM52, whose product is annotated as tripartite motif containing 52. The record is from RefSeq and is a predicted model, not a curated record. Lineage: Eukaryota; Metazoa; Chordata; Mammalia; Perissodactyla; Equidae. Gene Ontology annotation, cellular component: nuclear body. Gene Ontology annotation, molecular function: zinc ion binding.
AUGCGGAGCCCCAUCCCUGCUGGGAUUCCAUGUGGUACUGAUGAUGCGGGAUCGGUAAAUGGAGCGAAGGAAGGAGAUGAUGCAGGGCAGGAGGGCUGCUACUGUGAGGACCGAAGCCUUCCCACAGCGCGCAUUAAGAUAGCCGGCUGGACCACCCCCCACAACCUGGUGCAGACCCUUCAGGAGGAGGCAGUGUGCGCCAUCUGCCUGGAGUACUUCACGGACCCCAUGUCCAUCCGCUGUGAGCACAACUUCUGCCGAGGGUGUGUGACCCAGCUGUGGGGAGGGGAGGAUGAGGAGGACAGGGACAAGGAAGAAGAUGAAUGGGAGCAGGAGGAGUAGAAUGACGAGGCGGAGGGGGCCGUCGGUGGAUCGGACAACUCCACUGGAGAGGUUUUGUACCAGGGGAAUGUUGACAAGGAGUUGUUCCAGAAGCAAGAGGAUGAUGAAGUCUGGGUCGGUGGUGGUGGCGUAAGGAAUUGGGGCAACAUGGAUUAUGUGUGGGACCAGGAGGAAGAAGAGGAGGAGGAAGAUCGGAACUAUUACCUGGGAGGCCUGAGACAGGACCUGAGAAUUGAUGUCUACCCGGAAGAAGAGGAGGAGAUACUGGAAGAAUACGAUGAGUACGAUGAAGAGCUGUAUCCUGACCACCUGCCUCCUCCCCUGGCCCCUCCACGGCAGUUCACCUGCCUCCAGUGCCGAAAGAGUUCACGUCGCAGCUUUUGUCCCAACCUGCAGCUGGCCAGCAUGGUCCAGGUGAUUCCAAUGUGCUCCACUCCUUAUCAAGGGAGCCGGGGGACCGAGCAGGGCAUUUGCCCCAAACACCAGGAAGCCCUGAAGCUCUUCUGUGAGGUGGAUGAAGAAGCCAUCUGUGUGGUGUGCCGAGAAUCCAGGAGCCGCAAACAGCACAGCGUGGUGCCUCUGGAGGAGGUGGUGCAGGAGUACAAGAAGAUAGGGUUAACUUCUUCAGUUGUUAUCUGGCGCUCCGCGCAGCCCACAGGCCGCCUUCUCUCCCGUCCCCCGCCGGCCUUCCGCUCCGGCACUCAGGCGCCUCCGUCCGGCCCCGCGAAGCCCCUCCGGGCACGGCGUGCCUCGGCCGGUGUCAGGCAGAAGCCUCGGGAGGGACGGCAGCGCUGCGCGGCGUCGGUCCUGGCUGAGGACUUCACCCGGGCGCUGUGUACUGGAAAAGCCGCAGGCCGUCUUUCCCGCCGCGGACCCCGCCACUCGCGGCUGCGGCUCGGGGCCAAGCUCGCCCUCAGUGGCCGGAGCUCCGGCGGAAGGCGGGCGCGCGCUGCGCCGCGUAGGGCCGCGGCAGCCGGCCGAGCCUAUGGGAGCGCGCCGGCACGGCCCCGCCUCCGCUUCGUGGACGUCGCGCUGCAAUCAACGUUUGAGGUGCCGUUUCGAGCCCUCGGGCGUGUUGAUUUCGGAAUGUAUUUGUACAGCGCUGCCCAGUUCUGUUGCGUGGCGGAGGGGACCCUGUGGUCGUGUUAUUUCGCCUCGUCCUAG